Penicillium maclennaniae is the source of this 1776-nucleotide messenger RNA. RefSeq names its product S53 family peptidase. The record is from RefSeq and is a predicted model, not a curated record. Gene Ontology annotation, biological process: proteolysis. Bases 1 to 1776 code for a protein of 591 amino acids. The transcript has 5 exons. Gene Ontology annotation, molecular function: tripeptidyl-peptidase activity; serine-type endopeptidase activity. Lineage: Eukaryota; Fungi; Ascomycota; Eurotiomycetes; Eurotiales; Aspergillaceae.
AUGCACACGUCCGUCUACACUGGGUUGCUCUGCACCCUCGCCGCCCCUGCGCUGGGUGUUGUGCUGGAGAGUCUGGCUGGAGGUGCUCCUAGCACUUGGUCGCUGGUUGAUAAGCCCUCGGCGGACUCGACCAUGUCCCUGUCCAUUGCUUUGACCCGCCAAAAUCUGGAUCAGCUGGAGAGCAAAGUGACCAAGCUUGCGACCCCCGGUCAGGCCGAGUAUGGGCAGUGGCUCGACAAGACUGACAUUGAGACACAAUUCCCCGUUUUUGACGACACUGCUGUCGUCAACUGGUUGAAGAGUGCCGGUAUCUCCAGUAUCUCUCGUGAUGGGGCCACUCUGAGCUUCUCCGGCAGCGUGGAGACCGUCGAGAAACUGCUUGACACUGAUUUUGCCUACUACAAGAAUGGUGAUACCACGAAGCUGCGGACCACCCAGUACUCCAUUCCGGACGAUCUGACCGAUUACAUCGAUGUGAUCUCGCCCACUGUCUAUUUUGGCGGCCUUCGCAAGUUUGCACCCAUGCCUUCGUUGGCUAAGAAGCAGGUCCGCCGUGAUUCUAAAAUCUCGGCCUCGUGCAACGACUACAUUACUCCUUCCUGCCUCAAGGAAAUGUACAACGUUGGUGACUACACCCCCAAGCCCUCUGCUGGCAGCCGUAUCGGCUUUGGAAGUUUUCUGAACCAGUCUGCUUCGGAAUCGGAUCUGGCGGAAUAUGAAACGCUUUUCAACAUUCCCCAGCAGAGCUUCUCUGUGGAGCUGAUCAAUGGUGGUGUCAACGACCAGUCAGCUCCUGUGGCUGAUAUUGGCGAGGCAAACUUGGAUGUGCAGCUGAUUGUUGCUGUUUCUCACCCCCUGCCUGUCCAUGAGUUCAUCACUGGAGGUGUUGCUCCCUUCAUCCCCAAUGCUGAUGAGCCCACUAUUGCCAAUGACGAGAAUGAGCCCUACUCUGUCUACUAUGAGUAUCUGCUCUCCAAGACCAACGCCGAGCUCCCUCAGGUUAUCUCCAACUCUUAUGGCGAUGACGAGCAAACCGUUCCUGAGAAGUAUGCCAAGCUCGUCUGUAACCUGAUCGGCCUGAACACUAUCCGCGGACUGACUAUCCUCCACUCCUCCGGCGAUGAAGGCGUUGGCUCGGCUUGCCAGGCCAGCGAUGGCGUGACUCCCCAGUUCAACCCUAUUUUCCCUGCCACCUGCCCCUACGUUACUGCCGUGGGAGGAACCUCCGCGGUGAGCCCCGAGGUCGCCUGGAAUGCUUCAUCCGGUGGUUUCUCCUACUACUGGCCUCGUCCCUUGUACCAGGAGUCCGCCGUCCAGAAGUACCUGACCCACGUCAGCGCCGAGACCAAGGAGUACUACGGCAAGUAUACCGACUUCGAGGGCCGUGGAUUCCCCGAUGUCUCCGCCCACAGUUUGUACCCUUAUUAUGAGGUUAUCUAUGCUGGCCAGAAGUCCGGUUCCGGUGGUACCUCCGCCGCCGCACCUACCUUCGCUGGUAUUAUCGGUCUCCUUAACGAUGCUCGUCUGCGCGCCGGCAAGCCCACUCUGGGCUUCUUGAAUCCCUUCUUGUACUCAGAGGGAUACAAGGCCUUGAACGAUAUCACCGAGGGUAGCUCCUACGGCUGCGGUGGUAUUGAUCCCCAAAGCGAUGAGGAGGUUCCCGGCGCUUUGAUUAUCCCCGGAGCCCACUGGAAUGCUACGAAGGGUUGGGAUCCUGUUACUGGCCUUGGUACUCCUGACUUCCAGAAGUUGAAGAAGUUGGUUCUGUCUCUCUAG